Molecule: messenger RNA, 864 nt
Organism: Brassica napus (rape)
Lineage: Eukaryota; Viridiplantae; Streptophyta; Magnoliopsida; Brassicales; Brassicaceae
Product: probable peroxygenase 7
Exons: 6
Coding region: 224-835 (203 amino acids)
Molecular function (GO): monooxygenase activity; calcium ion binding
Source: RefSeq, a predicted model, not a curated record
AAAAUGAAAAAGAAAUGUUGUAUAAGGGAGUCUAACACUGUCUCUCAUCCUUAUGCUUCAAUGAGAGUCGCGUUUACGCAUAUCAAUACAUGUAGAGGACACAUUUGUACAAAGAUACACACUAAACUAAAACAUAUCCUGAUCAAAUCUUUGUUAUAAAUAAAAACUAAGAAGAUCUUCUUUCUUCUUUCCUUACUAACUUGUCCGAUUUUCUCAUUAGGCCAUGGCUCCUUCCGCUGCCUCUUCAAACAAUAAAGAAGGAGAAUCUGGUGAGGAAGGAUAUACUGCAUUGGAGAAACAUGUAGCUUUCUUCGACAGGAACGGAGACGGCGUCAUUUAUCCUUGGGAAACCUACCACGGAUUUAGAGCGUUAGGGCUAGGGCGUCUCCCGUCAGCUAUUGCUGGUCUCUUUAUCAACAUGGGACUUAGCAAGAAAACUCGCCCGGGGAAGGGAUUCUCGCUGUUGUUUCCAAUAGAAGUGAAGAAUAGUCACUUUUGCAUCCAUGGUAGUGUCACUGAAGCAUACGACAAGAACGGAAGAUUUGUGGAAUCGAAAUUCGAGGAGAUAUUCAAGAAGCAUGCUCGCUCACAUCGAAAUGCUCUCACUUACAAGGAACUUCUUCAAUUGCUUAAGUCUAACAGAGACCCUGGAGACUUUGGAGGAUGGAUUGCAGCAUACGGAGAAUGGAAAUUAUUAUAUGAAUUAUGCAAAGAUGAAGAUGGUUUAUUGACGAGAGAGGCAGUAAAGGGCGCCUUCGAUGGCAGCAUUUUCAGAAAAUUGGAGAAAGAACGAUUAUCUUCUUCUCAUAAGAAGAACGAAAAAAGAAGACGUUAAAUAUUUCCAAAGCCCAUUCAUCCAUCAUC